AUGAUCGUUACAUACUACUCACACAGUGCAGUCAUGUCUCUCCCUCAGCCAAAGAAAAUGCAGAGAGCCAAAUUUUGGAGUACAAAAGUAGAAGAAGCCUAUAGAUUCCAACUUGCUGGCUACAGAGAUGAGCAGGAGUACUUGACACACACCUCCAAGUGUGAGGUUGAUCGCUGGUGUAUGAACAACUAUGUGAAGAAACUGGUCCGCAAAGAUGGUCUGUUUUAUUACUACAACAGGUCGAGGGAGUGUGCCAACAAAGACUUGAACAAAGUCAAACUGUACUUCUAUUAGCUAGAUCAAAUCCAUCUUAUUUUUGCAUAAUUAUGUACAUGUUUAUAGCAAUUUAAUAUAAAGUUAUGAUAUUUCAUUACAAAA
Molecule: messenger RNA, 378 nt
Organism: Halichondria panicea
Lineage: Eukaryota; Metazoa; Porifera; Demospongiae; Suberitida; Halichondriidae
Product: meiosis expressed gene 1 protein homolog
Exons: 4
Coding region: 1-294 (97 amino acids)
Cellular component (GO): nucleus
Source: RefSeq, a predicted model, not a curated record